Messenger RNA from Mesorhabditis belari, 1668 nucleotides. The record is from the annotation of a GenBank genome assembly. NCBI's taxonomy places the organism in Eukaryota, Metazoa, Nematoda, Chromadorea, Rhabditida, Rhabditidae.
AUGUGGUUGUUCGAUGUCCUCCAGGCACAUUACAAUAACGAGCUAUGGGAUGAGGUAAUCUUCUGCUACAAUAUUGCCCUUGAUCGACGGCUUGGUGGCGAUAAAAAUGAGGCACUUGGACAGGUGUAUCUGGCCGACUCGUACUUCUAUUGUGGAAAUUACAGCGAGGCAAAAAGACUCUACUACAACUCGUUGAAACUUUACAAAGGAUUGGCUCGACCGAUAACCUUAAAGGGGUUAGGUGAGGUUGAGGUACGAUAUCGACUCCAUCAAUGCCUUAACAAAGUGGGAAAGCUCGAUGAAGCAUUGGCUGUUCUUGCUGCCAUUCCGGUGGAGAAUUCCCCGCCUAAGGUUAAAUAUGCACUGUAUCGACUCUCUCUUCAGUUGAACUCAGCAAAUUCUGAGAACAUAAUCUCACGAUUACAAGACAUUGUAUCAUCGUGCCCAACAGUAUUCAGAUGUACAGUCGAGUUGUUAAAAUUGGGUAAUGCGAAGGCUAUCACAAAGCAAAGUAUCGAAGAAGCGGAAGAUGACGGAGUUCGCGGAUAUCUAGAAGCUGUAGCCACAAGCUCCACUGAGCCUUUUAAAGCAGCUGAACAAUUGUCGCGAUUACCUAAUUGUUAUUCACCAACAUUGCGGAUAGAGAUGGGGCGUUUGUACAAUUUGGUUGGGUUAAGAACACAAGCAAGAGAGCAACUGUGGAAAGCGUUUCAAAUGGACAAUGAUACCACAGAUGGAAUGGGCUUACUUGCUGCUUUGCUAGCUAAAGAAGAAGACGUAAAAAGCCUGGAGACGCUGGCCAUUAAUUUGAUGGAACGAAAUGAAUCCUCUGUCGAAGCUUGGGUUGCAUUCGGCUACUUGACAAAAUCUCAAAAUAAAAUGGACAGAGCUUUGCAUUUUGCUUUCAAAGCAACUACAAUGAAUAAAGGUCGUGUUAAUUCUGACGCUAUGCUGCUCAAAGCACAAAUUCUUAUUGAUAAAGAUAAUAUCGAAAAUGCGGCUCAACAUCUAGAGGAGCUUCUCGUGGAGGAUCCGCGAAAUAUCGAUGCAUAUGAAGCUUUAGUAUCACUCUAUAUAUCAAAUGCUAGAACUUCGGAGGCUGCGGGUGUGGUGACGAGAUGUGGCGAUGUUUUUGGACGACCAAUGCCGGCCAGAAUAAAGAUGCUCGAUGCUGCAGUUAGACUAAAAGAUGAUUCCAAUAGCAAGGAAGCUAGACUAAUACUUGAAUCGAUUGUGGAAGGCCACCCCUAUUUGGCUGACGCGGUUUUUAUGCUCAUUGACCUUUACAAAGAUUCAAAUGCUCCUCAAAAGGGAAUCGAUCUCUGCAAUUCGAUUAUUAAUUCAUGCCUUCUUGAUUCGAAUUUAAUAAGCAAAAUACAUCAAUCUUUGGGCGAUUUUCAAAAGAUGGCGUCUGCUAUCGAGUUGUCGGCAAAAUAUGCUUGCGAUGCGCAUAUUUCAUUUAAUAAGGCCAUGACAAUGGGAUCGCUUGAGUCGCAGCAAAAGUUGGUUGCUCUUGAUUCAGCACUGCGCUACGUUCAUUCGCCUGAAAAUGUCAUUCCGACGAUAUCGCGCAUAAGCGAGGCACCAGGUGCACCACGGGCAAGACGAAGACAGAGGUCACCCAGAUCUUCUCCACCACCCACACUCGCCCCUCGUCUUCAAUUCUCG